AGGCGGAGAGCGGUCACGGUGUCGGUCGCGGGAGCCAUUGUGAGGCGCGCGUCACUGCGAAUCAUGUCGUCGCUAGCGCAGCAAAUUUAUGCCGGGCUCGGAGCCCCGCAUCGCACUCUCGCUCGCCCCCGCGCCACCCGAGGGCUCCGCGUCGUCAACAUGGCCGGGCAGAAGGACGGCAUGGGCGGCCCGCGCAACCGCACGGGCCGCACGCACGACCCCUACAGCACCCCGCUGCGCGACGCCAAUCGCGACCGCCUCUACGGGAUGCUGACCGCCCGCGCCGCGGCUACCCUGCUCACGUACCUGACGGAGUUGAACAAGACCACCGCCCAAUUCUUCCAGGAGUACAUGGCGAAGAACCCGAUCCCUUACGCGUACUGGGAGAGCGGCAAGGUGAAGGACGUGAGCGGGGAGACGUUCAUCCAGGGUUUGCUCACUAUGGGACCGAGGCACAUUGACGAAAAAUACAGGCAGUCGUACAUCACCGUCGACCCGCCCGCGCUGGCGGUCAGACUUCUGGACAUCAGACUGGCGCUGAGGGACGAAUUCGUCGCGGAUCUCGCGUGGGUGAAGGAAGAGAACGCGGACAUCAUGAAGGUGGCGUGCAUGUCGAACCUCGAGUCGAGCGCGAGUCUGGACUGCGACAUCGACUUCGACAACAUGGACGAAGACGACAACUUCGGGGGCAUCCCCGAGGAGGAGUACAUCCCGAGCGGUAGUUCUGUGGACCGCGACGACGGACCGUCUUGGAGUUACGAGUCCAUGCGCGGACGGGAGAUUCAGGGCGAGGGCGUCGACGUGGACUGAAGGGUUAUCGUAGCGGCGGGCGAUUCUUAAAUACUCUUAUGAAGUCCCAAC
Micromonas commoda is the source of this 861-nucleotide messenger RNA. RefSeq lists its product with no specific name. Bases 64 to 810 code for a protein of 248 amino acids. The record is from RefSeq and is a predicted model, not a curated record. NCBI's taxonomy places the organism in Eukaryota, Viridiplantae, Chlorophyta, Mamiellophyceae, Mamiellales, Mamiellaceae. The transcript has 2 exons.